UUGGUGUCUUAACAACUUUUUCUUGCUUUUCAUAUUUCAAUUAUACCAAUGUUUUUAAAGUAACUGUCUUAAAGAAGUUGUUAUGACCCCUCUAGAAGAUACAUAUAAAUGACUAACUUGUAAAACUAGUCUAAGGUGUUUAUACUGAGAUCAGUCAUCAAGGCGGCGGCACUAAAUAGGGUACAGCUAUUCCUUUAGGCAACUGUUAAAACUACUGUCAUUACACAUCUUGGAAAUACCUCAAGUGUGGGUAUGGCCAUGAGCGUUCAUGUGAAAGGUUUACCAAGGAAACUCAUGUUUACGAUAAUUAGCACGCGAGCGCAGCGCAGUGCCGCAUGUUUGCUCUGUGUUUACAAGUUUAUGCGUCUAUUUGUGCAAAUUUAGCUUAAAAAAAAUAUGUCCUUUGAUGUUGAUCUUAGCGAGCGACGUCAGAGAUAUAUCUCUUCUCUUAUCCCAUAAAGUGGAUAUGAUUUGAUCUCAUAUGGCUGUAAUAACUGCCCGAAAUUUGCAACAGAGUCGAGUGAGGACAACUUCCUUAAAGAGUAUUUGGUUUAAACUACGUCCACAACACCAUCUACCGGCUAAAAUAAUUGUAAGUCACAUUUCUUCGCACAUAAUAUACACACUAAUACUGCGUUCUCUUCCCACCUGUGUAUGCUGAGAGGCGGGGUUUGUGCGAGUUAUGUGAAUGACGUGGGUUGUUACAUCACGUGACUCAGCUUCCUUCAACUUCUCCGAUAAAAUGGAUCCGAAUAACUAAAAGAAACCGGAACGGGCUCUUGCUUUUAGAUCAGCAGUGAUCUAGUCCGCCACGCAACGUCUUUCUGCGCACAUUUAACGUUAAAGGUGCAGAGAUGGUGCAGAAAUAUCAGUCCCCCGUGAGGGUCUAUAAAUACCCGUUUGAACUCAUAAUGAUGGCCUACCAGAGACGAUUCCCAAAGUGUCCAUUGAUCCCCAUGUUUGUGAACAGCGAGACCAUCAACGAGAACCAAAGUGAAGAUGGAGCGACCCAUUUGGUAGAGCGCAAAUGUACUCUGGACGUGGAUGCCCCUCGCCUUUUAAAAAGGAUAGCAGGAGUGGACUACGUGUAUUUCAUUCAGAAGAACUCUCUGGACCGCAGACAGAGGACACUGCACAUAGAGGCCUACAAUGAGACCUUUUCCAACAGAGUCAUGGUCACUGAACACUGCUGCUACACGGUUCACCCAGAGAAUGAAGACUGGACCUGUUUUGAGCAAUCUGCUAGUAUGGACAUCAAAUCGUUUUUCGGGUUUGAGAGCACAGCCGAGAAAAUCGCCAUGAAGCAAUAUGCCGCCAGCAUUAAAAAGGGAAAGGAGAUCAUUGAAUUUUUCCUCAACCAACUGGAAGAGGAGGGUAUUACCCAUGUGCCCCGCUGGGUACCUCCUACCCCCAUCACAACAGCCAGGGCUAUCCCAGCAUGCAGCAGCAGAACUCACAGCGGCUCCACGGACGUCCCGCCAGCAUCUCCAGAUGACAAGUUGGACGCGGAUUACAUUUCACGUUAUCUGGGAAAGCUGACCCCUUUUCAAGAGAGCUGCCUUAUUCGCUUAAGACAGUGGCUGCAGGAAACACACAAAGGCAAGAUCCCUAAAGACCAGCAUGUGCUGCGUUUCCUGUACUCGAGGGACUUUAACCUGGAGAAGGCCAAAGAGGCUCUGUGUCAGACACUCACGUGGAGAAAACAACAUCAGGUGGACUUCCUGUUAGACACAUGGGAGUGUCCACCCCUGCUGCAGGACUACUACACCGGAGGCUGGCAUCACCAUGACAAAGAUGGUCGUCCUCUUUACAUCCUUCGACUUGGUCAGAUGGACACCAAAGGUUUAGUACGUGCACUGGGAGAGGAGACUCUACUGAGACACGUGCUGUCCAUCAAUGAGGAAGGGCUCAGGUGCUGUGAAGAGAACACCAAAAUCUUUGGAAAGCCAAUUAGUUCUUGGACAUGUCUGGUGGACCUUGAGGGAUUAAAUAUGAGGCACUUGUGGAGGCCAGGAAUCAAAGCCCUACUGAGGAUCAUCGAGGUUGUAGGAGCUAACUACCCCGAGACACUGGGCUGUCUGCUCAUACUGAGAGCUCCCAGAGUGUUUCCAGUCCUCUGGACUUUGGUUAGUCCAUUCAUUGAUGAAAACACACGGAAGAAGUUCCUCAUCUAUGCUGGUAAUGACUAUCAGGGUGCUGGGGGUCUGGUGGACUACAUCAACAAAGACUUCAUACCCGACUUCUUGGGAGGAGAUUGUUUGUGUGACAUUCCUGAGGGAGGUGUGGUGCCCAAAUCUCUGUACCGCACAGCUGAGGAACUGGAGAACGAGGAGGUCAAACUAUGGACUGAAUCCAUUUACAAGACCGCCAGCGUGUUUAAGGGGGCUCCACAUGAGGUGCUGAUCGAGGUUACAGAGGAGUCAUCUGUCAUUACAUGGGACUUUGAUGUGUGUAAAGGCGAUGUAAUCUUCAAUAUCUACCACUCCAGAAGAGCCCCUCAGCCCGCAAAAAAAGAAGCUCUGAGCACACACAACCUCGCCUGUCCGGGCAGCAACAACACCCAGUUCAUCGACAGAUCGUGGAUGCUUGGGCAAGACUACAGCAUGGUAGAGACAGCACUUACCUGCAGAGAGGGAGAGAGCGUACAGGGUUCUCAUGUGACCCGCUGGCCCGGAUUCUACAUCCUGCAGUGGCGCUUUCAUAGCACUCCAACAAACUCCUCAACCAGUCUGCCACGUGUGGAUGAUGUGCUGGCAUCUCUGCAGGUCUCCUCACACAAAUGCAAGGUCAUGUAUUUCAUGGAGGUGCUGCAGUCCACGGACUUCAGGGGCUCCAUGAGCAGCCUGGAGUCGAGUAACAGUGGCUUCUCCCUGCUCAGUGCUGCCACCACCUCAUCCAGCCAAUCACAGACGGGUUCAACCGUUUCUAGAUAACAUCAACUUCCAGAUGGACACCAAGACGCUGCUGUCGGCGGGUUUGGCAAAAAAAUCCUCUGUAGAUUUUGAAAUGGACUAACAUGGAAGCAGAUCAUGGUUAACAUAAAAAACAUAAUAAAUCCUUAUAUAAGCAAUGAUCAUUUUGAUCUCUGUUUUAUCUAGUGUGAUAUCUCAAGAUAUGAAUAACAAAUAUGCAAGUUUUCUCUACACUGUUACAAAUAAAUGUGUAAAUAAUGUUUACAUUUCUUGGUUGUUCAAAAAAGCAACAGGUUGCGCACCAUGCCUAUGAUAGGUUUAAGAGGUUAGUUGACAUGAGAUUUUAUGCCAUUUUUAUGACUUCAUAUACAGUCAAAUUAACAGGUUACAUGCAAUAUUUGUACUUUUAAAAAUGAACUUGUCUCACUGAAGCACUAUUUAUGUGAAUAAUGAAAAGAUUGUUUGAAGUGGUGAGGAACUAAAUAAAAAUGGUAACCAGCA
Molecule: messenger RNA, 3413 nt
Organism: Triplophysa dalaica
Lineage: Eukaryota; Metazoa; Chordata; Actinopteri; Cypriniformes; Nemacheilidae
Gene: sec14l1
Product: SEC14-like protein 1
Exons: 16
Coding region: 855-2933 (692 amino acids)
Biological process (GO): negative regulation of RIG-I signaling pathway
Cellular component (GO): cytoplasm; cytosol
Molecular function (GO): RIG-I binding
Source: RefSeq, a predicted model, not a curated record